UCUACUGUGCGAAGUCCUUUAACUCAGACCUUACAAAGGGAUGCAGAACAUCAUCCUGUAUUUAUGAAUUUCUUAAACUUGUGUAUUUCUGGAUUCCAAUAAUAGACUGGAAAUUGGAACGAUCCUAUAAUUUCUCAGAAUAAGAAGUGAUUAUGCAGCGAAGACGGAGGGGAGUAGAUGUUGGACUAAUCUUGCUACUUUCUCAAGUAUUUCAAGUUGGGCUUGAAAACAUUCCACCUGUAACACUUGGGACCCUAGCACUGAACGUUUUUCUUUUUUUGAAACCUCUGAAACCACUGCUGAAAGUGUGUAUCAGUGUAGACCAAUGUUAUUACCAGAAAGACUGGCAGCGUUUGCUGCUUUCGCCAGUUCACCAUGCAGAUGAUUGGCAUUUAUAUUUUAACAUGGUCUCCUUGCUUUGGAAGGGGAUAAAGUUGGAACGUAAGCUUGGAAGCGUAUUGUUUGGGUAUAUAAUUGCAGUAUUUUCAGUGCUGAUUGGCAUUGUGUACAUGGUGUUGGAAUUUGCACUUGCGGGACUUCUGAAUGACCCUUCAUACAAAAUGAAUUGUGCUGUAGGCUUUUCAGGAGUAUUAUUUGCUUUGAAAGUCCUUAACAAUCAUUAUCACCCAGGAGGGACCAGCAACAUCAUGGGAAUUCGUGUAUCCGGCAGAUAUGCUUGUUGGCUGGAGCUUGUGGCCAUUCAUUUAUGUUCCCCAGGGACUUCUUUUGCUGGGCAUCUGGCAGGUAUUCUUGUUGGAUUGAUGUAUACGCUGGGGCCUCUGAAGAUGCUCAUGAAAGCAACUGCAGGUGACUUUCCCUACUUUAAUGACUCUGCAAGACAGAGAGACUACUACUCAGGGUUUUCUAGACACCCAAGUUACCCAUACAACACACCAGGGGACUAUGACACAUACACUGGUGGGCUUACUGAAGAAGAACAGUUUGAAAGGGCAUUGAGAAACAGUCUUCACGACAGAGGUUUUAGUGCAGGAAGUCAUAGCAAUGAGAGGCGACCUUAUGGGUUUUGGUUUCCAUCUGAACAGCUAUCAGAAGAGGAAGUGAGAAGACAAAGAAUUAAUAGAUUUGAGAGAUGGUGAAAUUGCCAAGGGUCUAAUGAAAAAUGUAAAGUGCUCUUCAAAGUUGCCAAAAUGUUUGCAGAUCUGUUGAUUUAUACAGUUUCUACUUUGGUUCAGAACUAUUUACUACUGGCUACAUAAUUUAACAACAGCAAAACAUGCCAAGGAUUUUGCAAGAUAUGGCUGAAAAUCUAGGCUUAAAAUAAGUGCCCAAGGGUGUGGUCCAAGAGUCAGAAUGUGGUCUAUGGCUGCCCUCCAUUUCGCUGUAUUUAAAAUAUGAAAGAAAACUGGUGGACUAAUGAUUGUAACAGGCCGCAACUCACUUCUGACAUUUCUCUACAAAGGCUUUGUGAAUGCCUUGGCUUUUUGUUUGUUCAUGAGCUCAAUCAACAAUUUCUCUUCACCUAUCAAGGGGGAAAAGGGAAAAUACAGAUACUAUGUUAGCGAGUGUCCUUGAUUUUAAAACUAUAUAAAUCAUCCUUGCAAAAUUCUUCUCUUUGCCUGUGACAAGUAAUCUUUUUGGAUUGGUGAGUAAAAUGGUAAUUUUAAAACAUCACAGUGACUGAGCAUAUAUGUAAAUUAGGUACACAAAUUGCCAGCCCAGUCUUUAACGUUGCAGAAUUUGGUCACUCCUGUCUCAAAUCAUCCCAUUCUGCCUAGGAUGUGUAUACAGUAAAACUAAUUUGUAACAUUUCACACUAUCUUGAGAUUCCUGGCCUAUGACCAAUAUGGUCAGCCUAAUAUUGCAGCCUUAACUCGGAAAGAUCUUCCUUUUGUGGGGUUAUUGUACUUUCAUACAUAUAUUGUUUCUGGGGGAGGAGGGAGAUUGUUUAAACAAACAAAACUGAAACAUUUUCAAGGCAAGAGACGUAAGUUGGAAUCCAAGAAGUUACUGUGUGUUGUUGACUUACCUAUUUCCCUUUAAAAGAAUACUUUGUAUUCAGUAGACUACAGGAACUCCAUCGUGCAAAUCUUUUUCUAUACAACUUUAAAAAUCAGACUGUUUCUCUCGAUGGACUACGCUGGCUCAUUUGGAGCUUGGCUAUAGCUCAUAAGAAAGUGAGCUGUGUUAGGAAG
Molecule: messenger RNA, 2153 nt
Organism: Emys orbicularis (European pond turtle)
Lineage: Eukaryota; Metazoa; Chordata; Testudines; Emydidae
Gene: RHBDD1
Product: rhomboid domain containing 1
Exons: 7
Coding region: 153-1097 (314 amino acids)
Biological process (GO): cellular response to unfolded protein; negative regulation of apoptotic process
Cellular component (GO): membrane; endoplasmic reticulum
Molecular function (GO): serine-type endopeptidase activity
Source: RefSeq, a predicted model, not a curated record